GAUAAUUAAGAGUUUAUAAAGGUUUUGAGCUUACAGAACAAUUAUCAAAAUAUAAAUACAGAUUUUACUGGCAGGAUUUAUGUAGGGUUUUGAAAUUACAGAAGGUCAAGAAACUGUGACUACAGGCAUGGCUUCCUCAUCAUUGCUGAAACUUUCGCGCUCAUUAUCUCGCGUAGCAGGUUUAUCCGGCAGAGCAAAUGCAGGUGGUGGUUGUUGCUGGAGGGGUUUUGCUACUUACGAGCUUUCUGACAAAGACUCUGAAGAUGAUAUUGCCCAAGAACCAAAGAACACAACACAGAACAAUGAUGUAAAUAGUAAUGGCGGCUCCAAAUUCAACGAAAGAGCGGUUCAACAUAACUUCAAUGGGAGUUUGUAUAGGGCUAUCAUACUUGGGGAGGUAGGGCAGGUACCAAUUCAGAAGAGAUUGAGAAAUGGUCAAGCGGUUACCGUUUUUUCGGUUGGAACUGGAGGCAUUCGGAAUAACAGGAGGCCUCUGGAGAGUGAAUCACCAAGAGAAUAUGCAGAUCGGGGCACAGUUCAGUGGCACCGUGUUUCCAUUUAUACAGAGAAUUUGGGAGCAGUUGCGAUGCAGCACUUGAAGCAAGGGGCACAUGUUUACUUGGAAGGAAAUUUGGAGACAAAAAUUUUCAGCGAUCCUCUUACAGGUGUUGUCAAGCGCAUUAGAGAAAUCGCCAUACGACAACAGGGGCGCCUGGUAUUUUUAAACCAAGGAACUGAAACCAAUACAAAUUCACAAAUCUUGAAAGGAGUUGGCUACUUUUAAAUGAAUCUUCAAUGUUUCAGAUUUGGAAAAAGAUUGAGGGCAGUGAAUUACUACCCCACUAAGCUUGGAGGAUUCUCAAGGUAGCAACUAUGGACACACGACCCAGGAUACAUUUUGUGCUAAAUCUGAGCAGCCAAAUGCCUUGAAAGGAAGAAACUAUUGAGUGCAUUCUGAUUUAGAAAUUUGUUAAUUGGACACUUUUUAUGUUUAGCUGCAUUCUCAUGAAACUCAAUUUGGUUUGUUCCACAGUAAGGGUUUUAAUAUUUUAUGUAUAAACAAAAAUGGUUUUACCGUUUUAGCAUUGAUCCCAUUUGAAAACCGAAGCAGAAUCCUAUUAUGUGAAGGUGACUUGAGGUUUGCAUGUUUGACAGCAACUUCUGGCUCGAGGAAUUCAUCAGCGUAUAUAUAAAAAUGAAAAUUCAUUUGAAUAAAACUGUAAAGGUUUCUGUACUCUUGUUUGUCAAGAACCUUUACUGUUUAAACAUUUAGUUAAUCUCCCGAGGAAUUUUGUUUCAGGUGGUCAACAUUAUUGUACAGCUUCUUAAAAUACCAACUGUGAACAACGAAUUCUGGUUUAUUUA
Molecule: messenger RNA, 1365 nt
Organism: Cryptomeria japonica (Japanese cedar)
Lineage: Eukaryota; Viridiplantae; Streptophyta; Pinopsida; Cupressales; Cupressaceae
Product: single-stranded DNA-binding protein, mitochondrial
Exons: 6
Coding region: 128-784 (218 amino acids)
Biological process (GO): positive regulation of helicase activity; mitochondrial DNA replication
Cellular component (GO): mitochondrial nucleoid
Molecular function (GO): single-stranded DNA binding
Source: RefSeq, a predicted model, not a curated record